This is a messenger RNA of Choloepus didactylus (southern two-toed sloth), 1922 nucleotides long. RefSeq names its product carboxylesterase 5A (gene CES5A). Bases 1 to 1728 code for a protein of 575 amino acids. The transcript has 13 exons. Lineage: Eukaryota; Metazoa; Chordata; Mammalia; Pilosa; Megalonychidae. The record is from RefSeq and is a predicted model, not a curated record.
AUGAACAGGGAUUGGGCGCACCCAGGCCAGACCCUGAUCUGGGCUGUUUGGGUCCUUGCAGCUACCACUGAGGGGCUUGCUGCUGAUGCACCACUCAGAAACACCCAGCUGGGAUGGGUCCGGGGAAAGCAAGUCACCGUGCUGGGAAGCCCCAAGCCUGUGAACGUGUUCCUUGGGAUCCCCUUUGCUGCACCUCCUCUAGGACCCCUGCGAUUUGCAGCUCCACAGCCAGCACUGCCUUGGAAAGACUUCCGGGAUGCCACCUCCUUCCCUAACUUGUGCUUCCAGAACUUGGAGUGGUUGGUCUCCAAUCAACACAUGCUCAAGGUGCGUUAUCCUGAAUUUGGAGCAUCAGAAGACUGCCUGUACCUUAACAUCUAUGCACCGGCCCAGGCUGAUAGGGGCUCCAGGCUUCCGGUCAUGGUGUGGCUCCCCGGGGGUGCCUUUGAGACUGGCUCAGCCUCCAUCUUCGAUGGCUCUGCCCUGGCUGCCUACGAGGACGUGCUGGUUGUGACUGUCCAGUACCGGCUAGGGAUAUUUGGCUUCUUCAGCACUGGGGACCAGCACGCUCCAGGAAACUGGGCCUUCUUGGACCAGCUGGCUGCCCUGAGCUGGGUCCGGGGGAACAUCGAGUUCUUCGGUGGGGACCCGGACUCCGUAACCAUCUUCGGCGAGUCAGCGGGAGCCAUAAGUGUUUCCAGCCUUGUUCUGUCCCCCAUGGCCAAUGGCUUAUUCCACAAAGCCAUCAUGGAGAGUGGGGUGGCCAUUAUCCCUUGCCUGAAGGCCACUGGUAUCCAGAAGGAUAAGGAUCUGCAGGCGCUUGCAUAUAUCUGUGGUUGCAAGAAGGUGGACUCCGAGGCCCUGCUGCAGUGCCUGAGGGCAAAAUCCUCCGAUGAGUUACUGAGCCUCAGCCAGAAGACAAAGUCUUUCAGUCAAGUGGUUGAUGGUCAAUUCUUCCCUAACGAUCCUCUAGACCUAUUGGCUCAAAAAGCAUUUAAUCCAAUUCCUUCUAUCAUUGGAGUCAAUAACCAUGAAUGUGGCUACCUACUGACCUUGAAGGAGAUUCCUGAGGUCCUGAAGGGCUCCAACAAGUCUCUCGCACUCCUCUUGCUACGCACAGUCUUGCGCAUCCCCAGCGAGGAUUUGCAUCUUGUGGCUGAUGAAUACUUCAACAACAAGGAAUCCCUGGUUGAAAUCCGAGAUAGUUUUCUGGACUUGCUUGGAGAUGUGUUCUUUGUGGUCCCUGGACUGGUCACAGCCCAGUGUCACAGAGAUGUUGGUGCACCUGUGUACUUCUACGAGUUUCAGCACCGACCCCAGUGCUUUAAAGACACGAAGCCUGCUUUCGUCAAAGCCGACCACGGUGACGAAGUCCGCUUUGUCUUUGGAGGUGCCUUCCUGAAGGGCGACGUUGUCAUGUUUGAAGGAGCCACAGAGGAGGAGAAAUUGCUGAGCAGGAAGAUGAUGAAAUACUGGGCUAACUUUGCUCGGUCUGGGGAUCCUAAUGGAAAAGGCUUGCCUCUCUGGCCAGCCUACAAUCAGAAUGAGCAAUACCUGCAGCUGGACAUUGACGUGAAAGUCAAAGAGAGAUUGAAGGAGCAGAGAGUGGAGUUUUGGACCAACACCGUACCCCUGAUACUGUCCUCUUCUGAAGCUCUCCGAGGUCCUCUUCCUGCCUUAAUCUUCCUUUUUCUGAUCUUGCCUUUGUUUCUCUCUUUCGCUCCUUGAGAAGUUACCUUGCUGUGAUUUUGCUUUCCGUCUGCUCCUGCAAUUUCUCCUCCAAACAUUAGCCUCAUUCUGAGUUUGGCAACUUUAUCUGUGGAUCUUGGUGGAAGUAAGCUGCUUUAGCUGAUGUUUUAUGGACUUGAGAGUAAUCCUUAUAGAAUGCUUUCCAACAUCAAAAAAGGCAAUUUGCCUUGGAU